AUGGAAGCUUUCCAUGUUGAUUAUAAUCGAAAACUUAAUAGUGAUCAAUUUUGGUGGUUUAUAUUCACUCAAGUUGACAUAAAUCAUAAUGGGAAAAUUGAUAAAAAUGAAUUUAAAGAAUAUAUGAAUAAAUAUAUUGGAGUAAUUAGUCGUAAAGAUAUAGAAAAAGCAUUUAAAUAUUGUGAUCGUGAUAAUAAUGGAACGAUUGAAUAUGAAGAAUUUAAAAAAUAUAUGCUUUGUGAAUAA
This is a messenger RNA of Schistosoma intercalatum, 246 nucleotides long. Lineage: Eukaryota; Metazoa; Platyhelminthes; Trematoda; Strigeidida; Schistosomatidae. The record is from the annotation of a GenBank genome assembly.